AUGGCAAGCGCACUUUGCCAGCUGGAUGAAAAUCUUCUGGCCAAGUUGGAGUCAAGUAAAUGGCAGGAACGCAAAGAAGUUUUAGAACUCAUCAGUAAUCAGUUGAAAGUUUCAAACUUAUCUAGCGGGCUUUGUAGUGUUCUUACAAAGGCAUUGUGUCAAGUAAUCUCAUCAGAUAAGCAUUCAAUGCUAGUUAUUCGUGCCUCUGGUGUCUUAUGUGAAUUAAUUGAAUCAGUUGGUAGUGGUUUCUCAGUUCAUGCAGAACGUGCUCUUUCUACAUGUUUAUUAAAAAUUAAAGAAACAAAAGCGAAUUUAGCUCAAACACUACGUUCUACUACAACUGCUAUCGUGGAUACAAUGCCUUUUGAUAUGGCUUUAUUGCAAUUACAAAAUGCUUUAACUACACCAGUGGCCAAAAUACAAGCUGAAGCAUUACGUCUGCUAACUCAUAUCUUCUGUAAGAGUAAUCCAAAAAAUCAACUUCAACUAUCUCAACGCUUAAAAAUUGUUAAACCUCUUUUAUCUAAUGUUGUUCAAUUCUCUGAACACAGAAGUCCAGAGUGUCGUGAUGCAUGUUUUGAAAUGCUUGCUGCAAUUCGCAUUUUUCUAGAUUUUAGUAGUCAACAAUUCGUCUCUAUCACCGAUAAAAUGUUGGAUGAUACUCGACGUUCUAAGGUGGAUAUUGCCUUCUUACAAUUAAGUGAAAGUAUAUUUUCACGAGAAUAUGUGAAAAAUACAAAUACUAAUUCAGUAUCUAAAUCUAAAAGUCUAUCUGCGAAACAACAAUUGAUCAAUGAUUCUGAUUUUGUUCUUACUCCCAUUAAAUCGUCGGAUAAGACAGCGAAUACGUUUUCUAAGACAGGAAAGCAACCACUACGUGAAAUCUCUAAAAAUCAAAAACAAAGUCAUUUAUCAACUAGUACACCAUUUUCAGAUAUUCAAAAGGUUAAAUCUCGUACACCCAAACAAAAUGACAAAAUAUCUACUCCUGUGUGUACUUUGCCAAAAAUUCCUUCUUCACACAAACGUGAACAGUCGAAACAACCUCCAGUUAUGGGUAAAACAAGAGCUCAAAGUAAAAAAAAAGAAAAAUAUUUACCACGGGAUUUGAAUUUAUCCCCUGAUCAAUUACGAAUUAGGCUUUCUGAAACAUAUUUAGAAAAUAUAUCAUUAGAACAGAUUACUGAUUCUUCUUGGAAAAUUCGUUUACAAUGUACUGAAUGUAUUCAUUCUGUAAUUAAUUCCAAUCCUCCAAAGUAUCCUGAUGUUCAGUACUUACUACAAUUUAUGGUUAAUAGUGGUACUGUAAAAGAUAAUAUUUUCCGUGUUCGUUGUGAAGCCUUAAAUAUUUUGUCAAAAUUAUUAUCAAAAAAUAAAUCUCGAAAUUGGAUUCCUACACAAUUACUAGAAACGCUUUGUGAUCAGUUAUUUACUACAGUCAGUGAUUCAAAAUCAGGUCCUUUAGUUGAACAAACUCUUCGACAUUUAUUGAAUAUUGUAAACUUUUCAGAAAUUGUUGAAUGUAUUAAUACAAGUUUAAGGAAACAUACUUCUCCUUCAGUUCACGCUUCACUUAUUAAAUGGUUGAGUUCAGCAGUAAGAUCACUAGAUGAUUCAAGUUUCGAUCAUUUAUUGCCUAUUGAAAUCGUAAAAUUUGGACUUGCCUCUUCUACAGCUAAUGUACGUAGUGCUGCAGUUGAAUUUGCUGGUGUUAUUUAUUCUCGUUUACGUUCAUCUGUAAAUAUUCGUUCAUUCUUUGCGUCUGAGAAACCAGCAAUGUUACAACGUUUAGAAUCGGAGUUCGCAGUUUAUGACACACUAGAAGAAAGUAAUACAUCACAAUCAAGUCGUAAAAAUGAACAAUCAACUUUCUCUGGAAUGGAAAAUGUAACUCCUGCUGCUGUUGAGGCAUGGUCAAAUAAACAAAAGAGAAUGACAACUGUAAUGGGACCUAUUUCUCCUUCACUUGGACUUGUAAAUGCUCAAGGUGUUCUACAAUUUUCUGAUUCAGAUGAAAGCUCAGUUUUAGAACGAAGUUCGGUACCCUACAGGAAGGGUGUUAUUGAGGCUUUAACUCGACAGCCCCCACAAACUGUGGAUGAUAAAUGUAACCAAACCUGCCAGGUAGCUCAGACGACUAGUUCUCUCACGUAUGAUACUCUUUUCUUUGUCGAGUCGAAUGAUGAAACAAGUUUGUUACAAACUAAAGAAUCACGUUUAGAAAAUCUUAAGAAAUAUAAGGAAAAUAUCAGUAAAGAUGAAUUACGUCAUCUAUUUGAUGAAUGCCAUACUCAUCCAAGUCUGAUGAAACACUUAUUCUCUACAUCUUAUGAAGCUUAUCUAGAAGCUCUUGAUCGAUUGAUUGCCUCAUUUGAUGAUAAUGAUAAAUCCAAAAUACCAUCACCACAUAUUGUAACAUAUGCCCAUUUUGAUUUAAUUGUAAUAUGGAUUGUGGAAUAUUGUUUUGGAUCUUGGUUGAAAGAUAAUAUUCAACAGUCUGAAUAUCAGAAUAUCAAGGCGGUCUUAACUCGAGCAUUUGAAUACUUGACUGCUGUGAUCUCAUUAUUUGCUCAGAAUGACUUAAGAUUAAGUCAACACGAAGUGAAUAUCAUUCUUAUUCCAUUAUUGAAAUGCCAGUUACAAUCUCUCUCUGUAUAUAAAGAUUCAACUAUUUACCGUGCUGCAUCUGAUUUAGUCCAUCUUAUCCGUCAAGUUUAUCCUGCAAGUUUAUUAAUGGAUACACUUGCCAAGUAUAUGCACCAGUGUGACACUGCAAAAAUGCGAGAGAUUUGCCUGAAUGAAUUACUCAGUAUCAUACCACGUUUGCUUGCCGACUCAGAUCCUGGAGUCAAGAAGUCAGCACUGAAUUGUCUGCAUGCAGCUUACAAUUUCCUAGGUCCUUCAUUUUGGCAACAUAUUGGAAAUCUUCCAGAACGAGAUAAAAAGUCGCUUGAACAAUAUCUAUCAUCCGAACCUCAACUUACUUCACCUACCUUAGAUAACUUUGAAGGGUUUGAAACAGAAACACCAUCUAAAUCGUGUGUUAUAAAGAAUGCACAACUAUCUGCAUCUCAUACACGAAGCCUUGUUCGUACUGAUCGACCUGCCAGCCCACCUCCUCUUCAUAUGUCUCCAGCUGAACCUUCCUAUCUAUUGCCACUAAUUACUGCUCGUGACAAUCCCUUUGCAACUGAGUCAGAAAGAAUAUCAGCAUCAAGUCAACUUAACGCAGCUUUAUCUUGCUUAGUUGAUCAGUUAGGUGGUUGUGUGCCUGAUUAUCCUGAUCUGGUUAAGAAUAUUGUCCCAGAUGACAAAGAUUGUAUAGAUGAGAAUGAGGAUCGGUCAUGUUUCAAUAAUGUCGUCCUUGGAGCACUUAUCGAUUUAGAAGUCCUCAUUCGAGAUUCAAAAACAAGAGACUUACUCCCACCCUUUAUGCCUAAGAUCAUUACUCAGUUGACGUUACUUUGCAAUCAUUUGUACCAGUCUGAAGCCAAUGCAGGGCAGGCCAUUUUCUUGGAUUGUUUAAGCGGUGAAUUGAUAUGUAUUUUUACACAACCCUUCUUAUUUCGAGAAGUUACUACUGACAAUUUAAAGUAUUUAUUAGGUAGUUUAAUACAGCUAGCUGAACGAGUACAACUUAAUCGUGAACAAUCGUUAGUAUCUCCAAGUCCUCGUGUUUUGUUUACACUGAAAGUUGUUCGAUUUAUUUAUGCAGCUGUUGAUCCUUCUAUCGCAUUGAGUGUUCUUUUACGCCUGGUUCAUAUUUGUUGUUUCGGUUGUGAUAUUAUAUCAUGUCAUCGAAGCAAAUUAACAGAUUUUGAUGAUGAUAGUCUUACAGAAGCUACAUACUAUUUAGACGAACCCUUCUCCGUAGAAAUGAAACCGGUUUCCUUUACCAAAGUUGCACAUCUUUCACUUGCACAACUUUCAUGCCAAAUUUCAGAAAUCAGAGAUUACAUAAACAAGAUUGAUUGGGCGUUAAUUCUACCUUUACUCGAACCAUUUAUCCCUAAUUCUUCUGGUGUAACAAAAUCUGUGAAAAUACAAAGUCAUCAUUCUAUUCGUGUGAAAAUUUUACAAAAGACAGUUAAGAUUAUUCAAUGUAUGCUAAUUGAAGUAUACGCUUGUAUUGGUCAACAAUUCUUGGAUGAAGUUAAGAAGUAUGAAGAUCGAUAUCCUUCACUGUUGCACAUUGUGGAAAAACUGAAAUCAAUUAUGCUUGAUGCACCCUAUCCACACUGUCGUACUGAAUCAUAUAAGGUAGAGGUGUAG
Heterobilharzia americana is the source of this 4272-nucleotide messenger RNA. The record is from the annotation of a GenBank genome assembly. NCBI's taxonomy places the organism in Eukaryota, Metazoa, Platyhelminthes, Trematoda, Strigeidida, Schistosomatidae.